AUGAUGAACCACUCAUCUUCAGAAGAAAAUUACUAUUGCCCGUCAUUAUGGCCACUGGACACGCCAUGGCCUCAUUUGAUCGCUUGGUCGUUUUUUACCGCCCUGUUGUCACCAAUCACCAUCAUCUCGAACACAGCUCUAAUUUAUGGACUGUACAAAAUGAAGCAGCUUAACACGAUCACAAACAAAUUCAUUCUCGUGAUGAAUAUAUCAGAUCUUGGAACUGGUAUAUUCAUCCUACCAUCCCUUGCUGCAAUGGCAGCAUUGAAAGACAAGUAUCGCAACUGUGCCUUUGAACUGGUUCUUCAUUUUGGCGCCUUUCUUCUCGCUUAUUUCUCCUUUUUCAUGUUGAUGUGCGUAUCUAUGGAUCGUUAUCUUCACGUGACGAAGCUCAAUAACUACAAUGCGUUCAUGAACGAGUUUCGCAUGAAGGUUAUCGUUGGGUUUAGCAUCGUAACAUCGGCAGUAAUCGCCUACAUAGCGAUGGCGUUUCCAUCUUUCCCGCUGCAAGUCGUGUUGAAUUUAUCCAAUCUUACUUUCAUUCUAUUUGUGUUCAUCUGGUAUUCGAAAAUGCUUCGCAAAAUUGCAAUAAAUGUUGAGAGAAUUAAGAGAAUGCUGAGAGAUGCUGGAGAAAAUCUUGGUUACCGAGAAGCAGGACGUGAAAUCUCGGCAACGAGAACAAUCCGUUUUGUCUUAGGUGCUUUGUUGGUUCUGUAUCUACCGUACAACAUUAGCUCCGCAAUUUGGACGUAUUACAAAUACCAGGAGAAGAGGAAUCCCCCAUUAAUCAUGAAUGUGAUAGAAUAUUGGACCUACGUUUUCCUGCCAAGUAAUGCAACAAUAAACGCUAUCCUUUUCGCAUAUGGUAACAGCAUUGUGAGAAGAUUCUUGAUUGGCAAAUUCUUCCGAAGUCGUGUUGUCCCGAACAGAACAUCACCUGCUUUUCCAUAG
Messenger RNA from Rhopilema esculentum, 951 nucleotides. The record is from RefSeq and is a predicted model, not a curated record. NCBI's taxonomy places the organism in Eukaryota, Metazoa, Cnidaria, Scyphozoa, Rhizostomeae, Rhizostomatidae.